Molecule: messenger RNA, 1215 nt
Organism: Geodia barretti
Lineage: Eukaryota; Metazoa; Porifera; Demospongiae; Tetractinellida; Geodiidae
Source: the annotation of a GenBank genome assembly
AUGGCAGAAGCGAAAGGCCCCCUGGAUGGAAUACGUGUAAUCGACUUGGGUCGGCACCAGGCCGGUCCCCGUUGCGCGCAAGUGUUGGCCCGAUUGGGUGCGGAAGUCAUCAAGGUCGAGCGGUUGGGCGGAGAAGAAACCCGCUACCACGCUCCCUGGGUGCGCAAGCAGUCCGCAUACUGGGUGCAGUACAACAGCGGCAAGAAGAGCCUCAGCAUCGACCUGCGCAAGGACCAGGGUAAAGAGGUCCUUACCAAGCUGGUAAAAGUUUCCGAUGUGCUGUUGCAGAAUUUCCGGCCCGGCACCAUCGACACCAUGGGAUUCGGGUAUGACGUUCUCUACGAACUGAACCCGCGCAUCAUCAUGGUCAACGUCUCCGCCUACGGUCAGUUCGGGCCCUAUAGCGACCAGAUUGGCUACGACCCCAUCGGCCAAACCAUGUCCGGCAUCGCAAUGGUUACGGGUGAAGAGGGUAUGCCACCCAUCCGCGCCGGCGUGCCGAUCAUUGACCGCACCACCGCAUUGCACGCUGCCAUCGGAACGCUGGCCGCGCUGCACGAGCGUGAAUCGUCGGGCGUUGGGCAGACCAUUGAUGCCUGUCUUGCCGAUACUGGUUACAGCUACACCGAGAUUCCCAUUACUGCCUAUCACGGCGCGGGCAUCGAGCCCAAGCGCGGUGAGUCGGCAGCGCCGCCCUCGGGCACCUACCCCUGCAAAGAUGGCUGGGUGCUCAUCUCGGCAGGCGACCAGCACCAUUGGCACCGCGUCUGCAACGCACUGGGCAAGCCGGAAUGGCUGGAAGACCCCCGUUUCACCACCCGCCACGAGCGCGGCGCGAACGGCGAGUUGGUCAACGAAGCCAUGAUCGCACUGAUGGCCAACUUGACUAUGAAGGAAGCCAUCGCCCACUUCACCCACCACGACGUGGUAGCGGCCCCGGUGAACACCAUCGCCCAGGCUGCCCAGGAUCCGCAUCCGUGGGAGCGUCGGGCCAUGGUGGAAGUUCCCGACUUCCUGGCUGGCAGCAUCGCGGUAUCCGGCGACUUCUGGCACUUCAGCCGCACACCGGCGGUAAUCGGUUCAACCCCGCAGGUUGGCGAGCACAACGAAGACGUCCUGACCGGACUCCUCGGCUACAGUGAAGACGAAGUGCAGUCGAUGUAUGAAGCCAACGUGAUCGGCACCUUCCAUCACUACGACGAAGUCCCUGGCUAA